GUUUCCCUUCAGCCAGCGCUAGCUUACCAUGCUUCUAAUGUGAAGUCUCUUCACUUUAAAUAUGGCGCUGAAUCAUUUAAGCGUGGUGCGACCUCUGCUGUGUCAGUCCCUGGUGCGACAUGCCAGGUGCCCCCUCACAGUCGCCUCGAGGGUCCGAGGUAGACCGUCUCUUUGUCCUGGCAGCUCCCAGCACCCCUCUGCUGCUGCUGCAUGCAUCAGGCUCUACGCCACCAAGAAAGCAAAAGUAAAGGCAAAGGGCCAGUCAGUGAAGUUGAACAUUAAUUCAACUGCGGUGGAAGACAUCAUCAGUCUGGAUGCAGUGAAGGAGGACAUGAACGCUGUUCUUACUGCGCUCAAAAAUGAGUUCACACGUAGCCUCAGCAUCCGAACCUCACUAGGGGCUUUUGAUCACAUUGUGGUGACGACUCCAGAUGGGAAGUACCCCCUUAACCAUCUGGGUCAGAUCUCUAUGAAGUCACCUCAACUCAUUAUGAUCAACAUGGGCAGCUUCCCUGAAGCCACAGCGGCGGCCGCCCAUGCCCUGAGAGAGACCAGCAUGGACCUAAACCCAGAGGUGGACGGGACCAUCAUCAAGGUGCCUGUUCCCAAAGUGACACGAGAACACAGAGAGAACCUCGCCAAGCUAGCCAAACAGUUCGGCAACAAGGCUAAAGACUCCCUGAGGAAAGUGCGCUCGAAUGCUGUCAACCAGGUGAAAAAGGCUAAAGAGGGGCACUCAGAAGACACUCUUCGGCUCAUAGAAAAACAGAUUCAACAGAUGACAGACAACGUAACAGCGGACAUCGACAAACAGCUUGCAGCCAAGACCAAGGAGUUGUUAGGCUGACACAACAGAUUUGCAGGUCUUCGCUUUGAUAUUUCAUUAUUAAAUCGAAGAUAUACCCAACAAACAGCAUCAUGCUGUUUCACAAUAACAGGCAGUGAGUGGAUCUUGUCAGUAAUAAACUUUCUGACUCGCACGCAGAAACACUGUUUGGUCUUCUUACCCAUUUUUGCCCCCCCCCCCCCAUCAAAUCUAAACCUUUUGUUUCCAGACCACAUUGUUGGUACUCAUCGCUGCAGUGAGAUAUUUGUGUCCGGCUGCGUUUAGUGCACAACUAAAAACAACAAAGACAACACUCCCUGUCACCUCCUUCCUCCCUUGUUACUCUUCCCGUUUUCAAACAAACAGUGGAAAAAAAGGGACGGAUGGACUUUUAAUGGGAUUUGUGGGCCUCCUCCUAAUCAAACCCCUCGCCACAGGGUUUGUCUGUUUAUACAAAGCGAGCGCACCCGUCCGAAUGUAAACUGGCUGCGGGUUUUUUUUGGUGGCAAAACAGAGACUUCCAAGUCAUCUGAACAGACACCAUUAGCGUGUUGCCAAACAUUUGUUUCGCAUUGAUUCCAAAGUCUAUUAAAAAAUGCACUUGAGGCGGAAAAGGGGGCUUUAAUUUCAGUCCAUGUCUAGGAUUGAUAACACAGCUACUCUAUUUUAAACACAGUAAAGUCAGGAAAGUAACAUUAUUGAUGGACUCCAUUAAAGAAACACUGCUUUGAA
Molecule: messenger RNA, 1558 nt
Organism: Nematolebias whitei (Rio pearlfish)
Lineage: Eukaryota; Metazoa; Chordata; Actinopteri; Cyprinodontiformes; Rivulidae
Gene: mrrf
Product: mitochondrial ribosome recycling factor
Exons: 7
Coding region: 62-847 (261 amino acids)
Biological process (GO): translation
Cellular component (GO): mitochondrion
Molecular function (GO): ribosomal large subunit binding
Source: RefSeq, a predicted model, not a curated record